Molecule: messenger RNA, 1273 nt
Organism: Perca fluviatilis (European perch)
Lineage: Eukaryota; Metazoa; Chordata; Actinopteri; Perciformes; Percidae
Gene: nit1
Product: nitrilase 1
Exons: 6
Coding region: 151-1107 (318 amino acids)
Molecular function (GO): hydrolase activity, acting on carbon-nitrogen (but not peptide) bonds, in linear amides
Source: RefSeq, a predicted model, not a curated record
UGUUGGUUUCUAUCCUCUGAUAAACAACAGAGAAGAAGAAAGUAGCUCGCUGAUCCUUCGUUUGCUAUACAGUAAUCACAAACUUGUGUUAAUAUUAACAGUCUAUGGUUAAACAGGGAAGGUGAAACGCUGUCUGAGUCACUUGGACUAAUGUUCACGGUCAGGUGCAUUUUGGGAACAUCUGCGAAGUAUUUGGCCUCUCUCCGAGCUUUGAGAAAACAGAUCAAGCUACAAAACAGGAUGUCGACCUUACCUCACUCAGUGGUUGCAGUGUGUCAGGUAACAGCCACCCCGGACAAAGAGGCCAACUUCUCUGCCUGUAAACAGAUGGUGAGGGAAGCCAAGGAGCGAGGGGCCAGCAUGGUCUUCCUGCCCGAGGGCUUCGACUACAUCGGAUCCAGUCGAGAGGAGACGCUGUCGCUGUCUGAGAGCUUGACAGGAGACACAAUCUCACAAUACACUCAGCUGGCCAGAAAGUUGGAAGUCUGGCUGUCUCUUGGAGGAUUUCAUGAACGAGGACAUGAUUGGGAGUCUGACAAACGGAUCUACAACAGUCACAUCAUAAUUAAUGAUAAAGGGGACAUCAUUUCAGUCUACAGGAAGUCCCAUUUGUUUGAUGUGGAACUGCCAGAAAAACACGUAUCCCUUAAAGAAAGUGCCUUCACCAUCCCUGGACCCUCCCUUGUGUCUCCAGUCCAAACUCCCAUCGGCAAGGUUGGCCUGGGCAUCUGCUAUGAUCUGAGAUUCCCUGAGUUAUCACUGGCUCUUCAAAGGCAUGGGGCCGAGAUUCUGACAUACCCAUCAGCCUUCACUAAAGCAACAGGAGCUGCUCACUGGGAGGUUUUACUCCGUGCACGGGCAAUCGAGACCCAGUGUUUUGUCCUGGCGGCAGCGCAGGUCGGCCAGCACCACGAGAAGCGAUCAUCCUAUGGCCACGCCCUAGUGGUGGACCCGUGGGGUGAGGUGUUGGCCGACUGCGGAGGGGAGAAGCCAGGCGUGGUGGUGGUGGAGAUCGACCUGGAGAAAGUCAGCAGCACCAGGAAGAACAUGCCGGUCCAACAGCACCGCAGAGACACUGGUUUCUAUCACAGUCUGGAGAAGACUUGACUACAAGAGAAGUGAAAAAUUCAAACUCAGUUUAGGUUUCUGUCACGAUGCAUCAUGAGCACCUUAAAGUGCUCAUAUUAUGCUUUUUGGCUUUUUCCCUUUCCUCUAUUGUGUUCUAUAUCUUUUUUUGUGCAUGUAAUAGGUUUACAAAGUGAAAAAGCCCAAA